CAAACAACCGAUAUAUGCUAGCCAUUGUCGAGCGUCGCGAUGGUAUCACCACUCGAGAGUGACGAGAAUAUAUUCGAACGGCUGAAGCAGAAGUCGACCGAUCCGAAGGUGCUAGAGGAGCAGCAGCAGGCUGUUAAUGAGAGAAUAAAUGCGAUAUAUCAAAAAGCCCAGUCCCGGCUCGCUGAAUUGAUUGACCAAAAUUCCACGCUACCAUGUACCAUCUCGUCCGUCCAAGUCCUCAAUGCGAACAACACAAGGAGAGGGUUCCUGGAAAAAGUCCUCAGCCCGCUCUUGAGCGCAAAUAAUGACCGCCCGUAUACCCUCUCGGAAGCCCUGUCAGAAAUCUCGAUAUGCACGGAUAAACUUAGUCGAUUUGACAUCUUCGAACACCCCAUCUCCGUCUUCCUCGACAAACCUUCCCAAACCGACCCAUCUACAACUCCCACGGAUCUCGAAGUCUACCUCUCCGUCAAAGAGAAGUCUCGCAUCCUGCUAAAGACAGGCACGGAUCUCGGAAAUGCAGAAGGAUCCGCCUAUGCCAACUUUAUGUGGCGGAAUAUCUUUGGUGGCGCCGAGUCUCUGAAUGUCAACGCUUCGCUCGGCACCCGGACCAGAUCGGCCUACCAAGCCGCAUUCGACACUCCUAUCCUCAGCAACCCGGACUUCAGGUGUGAAAUCGGCGGGAUUGGUAGUUCAACGGAGAAGAGCUGGGCUAGUCACGAAGAGGUGGUCAAAGGAGCCUGGACGAAGCUCCGUUGGCUGAGCCCGUCCGGGCACAGACAUGAACUGGGCUACAAUGGGUUCUGGAGACAAGUGACCGGCCUGUCUACGGACGCCUCGCCAACUGUUCGUGGGGAUGCGGGCGAUAGCGUCAAGAGCAGCAUCUCCCACACAUGGGUCAACGACAGGCGUGAUAACCCCCUCCUUCCCUCGCGAGGAUUUUACACGAGGACCUUCAACGAGGUGGCUGGAUUGGGUCCGCUUAAGGGGGAUGUAUCGUUCUGGAAAUCAGAGCUGGAAGCCCAGGGAGCGGUGCCAAUUCCCAUCCCCGGAGUGAAAGGGGACAGCGGCAUCAGCUUGACCACAGGUUUCCGUGCUGGUAUCCUCUACCCACUAGGCCUAGAUGCGACUCAGAAGCCUCAACUUUCCCGUAUCAACGAUCGCUUCCAGCUGGGUGGCCCGACCGAUGUACGCGGCUUUAGACUCGCGGGUAUCGGCCCACGGGAAGGCCCCGACGCAUUAGGGGGAGACGUUUUCGCGGCGGGUAGUGCAAAUCUCCUGUUCCCUUUGCCUCGAGUUGGGGCGGAAAAACCACUACGGCUGCAAGCUUUUGUAAACGCAGGCCGCCUUCUACCGCUGAAGACGCAGGAUAGGAAACUACCGUCGACGCAAGGGGAGGUUAGAGAUAGCAUGGUGGCGACCGUGUCGGAACUAGGGAAUGGAUUACCAAGCAUGGCCGCUGGUCUGGGACUCGUAUAUGCGCAUCCUGCUGCGAGGUUUGAGUUGAAUUUCUCUUUGCCCCUUAUCCUGCGACGGGGAGAGGAGGGGAGAAAAGGGUUGCAAUUCGGGAUUGGGAUUAAUUUCCUAUAACAAAAGAGAAAGGAUAGAUGUAUAUGUAUAGUAAAGUAUUAAAGGAAUAAUAGAAAGGGGAUAAA
Blastomyces dermatitidis ER-3 is the source of this 1655-nucleotide messenger RNA. Its product is annotated as outer membrane protein. Gene Ontology annotation, biological process: protein insertion into mitochondrial outer membrane. Bases 40 to 1590 code for a protein of 516 amino acids. Gene Ontology annotation, cellular component: SAM complex; outer membrane. The record is from RefSeq and is a predicted model, not a curated record. NCBI's taxonomy places the organism in Eukaryota, Fungi, Ascomycota, Eurotiomycetes, Onygenales, Ajellomycetaceae. The transcript has 4 exons.